UUUACGGUGAAGGUAGUCAAAUCAAACAAAUCGGCUGAUAGUGCAUAAUGUGGCUAUAGGCGUUUCGAAAUUUAUAUAUAUAUAUAGAUUUUUUUUUUGUAACAUACAUAUGUCCCUGUGUGAAUGCAUGCAAAUAAAUAUAUUUAAAAAUUGUGAUUUUGUUAGGUCUUUGUGUGCAUAAAAUUUAUUCUAUUGUUCGGUCUGAUAUUUUGUGUUCAGUGAAAUGAAACGCUUGAUUUUGCUAGCCCUUUGCGUUACGCUGGUGAACUUGAGUGCAUUGGUGCGUGCCGAGGGCCAAGGUCGUUAUUCCAUUGUUGGUCCCGGUACUUUGCACCCAGACAACAAAUACACCAUUGGUGCAGUUGUUUAUCAGAAUGAAGAGCCAGUCACAUUGAAGGUUGGCUUAGAGGGACCUAAUUUCGAAAAAUUCGAGACAAUUGAACUCCAGCCGGAUGAGUCAAGAUUAGUGGAAUUCGAUGUACCAGCAUUAGAAGAUGGCAAAUAUAAUCUCACGGCUGAGGGGGUAUCGGGAUUAAUUUUCAAAAACACAACAAGACUUAAUUUCGAGAAAUUUCAUGCAAUCACAAAAAUUCAGACUGAUAAGGGUAAAUAUAAGCCCGGAGACAAGGUAAAUUUCCGUGUACUUUUCUUAGACGAGAAUUUAAAACCAGCUAAAGCGGAGAAGGAUGCAGUUAUAUGGUUUGAGGAUGGUAAACGUAACAUCGUAAAAGAGUGCAAAAAUAUCGAACUUAAAAAUGGCGUAUUUACGGGUGAAUUUCAAAUAUCCGAGUUCGCAGUGCGUGGCUUUUGGCGUUUAAUUGUCAAAAAUGGUCGGCCUUACAACGAAGAGGUCUAUUUCGAAGUUGACAAAUAUGUUCUACCGAAAUACGAGAUAAAACUCGAUGCUACGGAUGCUGUGUCCGUGCGUGAUGGCGAUGUUAAUAUCGUAGUGAGAGCAAAUUAUACUUUUGGCAAGCCUGUGGAAGGUAAAGUUACCGCAGUACUCGGCUACAGCGAGUACUAUUCGCAAACUGGUGAUGAGAAGAUAAAGAGCGCACCUACCCUCAUUAAGAGUGCCGACAUGGUCAAUGGCAAGGCAAAACUGGUGAUCAACGUAAAAGACUUCAAAGAUCACUUGACAAGCGACCUGUACGCCACAUCGUUGGUCAUCACUUCAACGCUGGAAGAAGCCAACACUGGCGUGAAACUUAAUGCAACCAAACAUAUAAGCGUAUUUCCGUACCGUUAUAGUAUAUCUUGUGUAAGCUAUGACAGCUGUUACACAUAUCAUGCAGAUAAGGAGUCGGAAGUGUUGAUUCAAGUGAAUUUGGUCGACGGUACAGUCGUGACAGAUACGAAUCCAAUUGAAAUUACAUUCCUGGAAAAAUUAUCAGAGAGAAUGUUUUGGCGAAGGAAAGAAAAUCAAGAAGAGACGACAACGCCAAAGCCUACAAUUGAGGGGAAAUCGUAUACCUUCAAUAGCCAAUUGAAUGGUACUGGUUUUGCUAAAUUCACGGUUAAGUUGGCUCACCUGGAUGAAAUUGAAGACUAUCAACAUUAUUAUGAAGCAACUGUUAAGUAUCUAGAUGAGACACGUUCUGUUUCUAACACCUUCCAAUACCGCGAGCCAAAGAAUGUAGUACCACAGCCUGAAGAAAAGGAGCCAACGGAAUGGUUUAAGCUGUCGGUCAAUUAUGCACCGAAUACAUACUUGUUUAAUUCUUCGCAGAUCAUAACAAUCACUGUAAACUCGAGCGAACCGCUGUCAUACUUCAUUUAUGAUGUAGUCGGUCGUGGUAAUAUUUUAGAGCAUCAGCGUGUCGUUUUGCCUGAAAAUACUAAAAUUUACAACAUCACACUUCCAUACAAGUUCGCUUACGCACCCUAUGCACGCAUUUACGCUUAUUACGUUGAUAAUGACGGUGAAUUCCAUUAUGCUGAGUCAUCGUUCUCUGCAGAGACAGAAUUACAAAACAAGAUUGAAGUAGCCGCACCCAGUGAAGUUAAACCAGGCGAUAUCGUGCCUCUACAUAUUCGUACUGCUCCACACUCAUUUGUCGGUCUCGUAGCUAUUGAUCAGAGUGUACUGUUGCUUGCAGGUAAUAACGCUAUCACCUCCAAUGAUUUCCGUUGGCGUAUCGGUAGCUAUGAUACAAGCACUCCAUGGCUGGGGGGUAGCUCAUAUUAUCCUGGCACAGGCACCGGUGUGGUUACGUUGACCAACGCCGACUACUUCUACAAUUGGACUCAGCCGGAAUAUCGUAAGCGCAAUAAUGUCAUAAAAACAAAUAAAUUUCUGAAGCUGUCUACUGUUGCAGAAAAUGCUAUGCCAGUAAAUGCAGAAAGAGACAGAGUUUUUCACUCAGUUGGUGCUGGUGGUGGUAGUUUUAAAGCAGGUGUAGGUGUAUAUUCCACUACACCAUCUCCUGCAGCCCCGCAACAAACAGCCAACAUUCGAAAAGAUUUCCGAGAGACUUGGCUAUUUACGGAUAUAGAGGACACACAAACAGAAGAAUUUGAUUGGUCUGAGAAAAUACCAGAUACCAUUACGUCAUGGGUGCUCACAGCUUUUGCAGUAAAUCCUGAUAAGGGACUCGGUGUAAUGAAAGACUCCAUAAAGAUUAAAACAUUCCAGCCAUUUUUCAUGUCGCCACGCCUUCCUUACUCUGUAAAGCGAGGCGAGGUCAUCAACACUCAAUUAUUAGUAUUUAACUACUUGGACAAGGCUUUAGACGUCGCUGUCACGCUCGACAACACUGACGGCGAAUACGACUUUACCGACGUCUCCAACGAGAUUAUUAGCGAACCAAAGCGCGUAAAAAACAUAAGAGUGCCCGCACAAUCUUCCGCCGGCGUUUCCUUCAUGAUUCGUCCCAAAGUUAUUGGCGACGUGCUACUAAAGUAUACUGCCAUAUCACCGAUUGCUGGCGAUGCGCUACAUAAGGCGCUAAAAGUUGUGCCUGAGGGUGUGACACAGUAUGUAAAUCGCGCAUAUUUUGUGAACUUGAAAGAUGCCCUAGAAUUUAAGCAAACUUUCGAACUGGUGCUACCGCAAGAUGUCGUGCCUGACUCAGAGCACAUAGAGGUGUCUGCUGUUGGCGAUAUUUUGGGUCCACUCUUGAAUAAUUUGGAUCGCUUGGUGCGUCUGCCGACUGGCUGUGCAGAGCAAACGGCUUCCUCAUUUGUGCCGAACUAUGUGGUUUUGGAAUAUUUGAAUCACACGAACAAACUAACGCCAGCUUUACAGUCAAAAAUUCAAAGCAACCUGCUAUCCGGCUAUCAAAACAUUCUGAACUUCCGCUUAGACGAUGGUUCUUUCAGUUCUUUUGGCAGGUCGAGAAACUCAGAUCGGCCAGUUAAUGGUUCCACCUGGCUGACCGCAUACAUCGUGCGUUCACUUAAUCAGGCUAAAUCCCAAGUGAAGGUCGAUGAAAAUGUACUGAAGGACGGUCUGAAAUACUUGGUCAGCCAACAAGCAGAAAAUGGCAGCUUCUUGGAAAGCAAUGAUUUCUUCUUUAGGUCCUAUAGAGAGCCAUUGACACUUACAGCCAGUGUUUUGCUCACUUUAGUAGAGGCGGAGGAGCUCUCCAAGCCUUAUGAAGCGGAAAUCGAAAAGGGUUUCAAAUACAUUUUAGAGAAUUUGGGUGCAGAAGAGAAUCUGCAUGUUAAGGCGAUAACAGUUUAUGCGCUAAAUAAAAUCGGUAGUCCAACAGCCGCCGCCCAACUCGAAGGGCUUAGUGCACUUGCUAAGACAGCUGAUGAUCGCAAAUGGUGGUCAAAUCAAAACGAAAGCAAUUCGAAACUUUGGUGGCGCUGGAGUUCUAGUAGCGAUGUAGAGAUCACUUCCUAUGUUUUACUAACGUUGUUCGAGAGUGGCAAGGCAACUGUGGACGAUGUGCUGCCGGUUAUACGCUGGUUGGUGGCGCAACGCAAUAGCUAUGGUGGCUUUGCAUCCACACAAGACACAGUACUUGGACUCAAAGCGCUAAUGAAAUUUGCUGACCUUGCUGAAUAUGAAGCAGCUAGCAUGGGAUUAGAUGUGACUGGAAAAGGCGAAAGAGAGAAGAGAGAAACCAUUCAUUUAACUGAGGACAAUGGCUUGUUAACACAAACCAUUGAGUUGCCACAAAAAACUCUCUCGGUGGACCUGAGCGCCAAGGGUAAGGGCGCUGCUUUGGUACAAAUUGCAUACCAAUACAAUGUGUACGAGAAGGAAAAGCAGCCAGCCUUCAAAAUCGACGCUGUUGUAAACAAAGAGGCACCUGCUUUCAAAUUGGACGUGGAUGUGUGCGUACAAUACACCGGCGAAUCAGAGGCUACCAAUAUGGCGCUGCUCGAGAUCUCCUUACCUUCUGGUUAUGUGGCUGAUGAGGAGAGCUUCAAACAAAUUGAAGCGGUGCAGCGUGUUAGGCAAGUAGAAGGCAAACAGUCAAACACACUGAUCGUCGUGUAUUUUGAAAGCCUGAGUAAGGAUAACAUUGUAUGUGUGCCGAUCGAGGCGUUCAAGGUGUAUCCGGUAGCGGACCAAAAACCCGCUACGCUUGUGCUAUUUGAUUACUACGACACGGCGCAAAAAGUCACUGAGUACUAUACAGUUUCUUCGAAUAAGUGCGAUAUCUGUGCUGAUGAUGAAGAGUGUAAGGCGUGUGCGGCUGCAGUGUAAAUACAUAUUUUAUUUGUAAAGUUGUGUGGAUGAAAUUUCCUAAAAACUGUUUUGUAAAUAAUUUCAAAAAUACGAUUAUGGAGUACAAUGGCAAUGAUAACGAUUUUAGAAAAGGUUGAACAGAUUUGUAAAUUAAAUAAAGUAGAUUAUAAACACAA
Messenger RNA from Rhagoletis zephyria (snowberry fruit fly), 4821 nucleotides. RefSeq names its product CD109 antigen-like. The record is from RefSeq and is a predicted model, not a curated record. NCBI's taxonomy places the organism in Eukaryota, Metazoa, Arthropoda, Insecta, Diptera, Tephritidae. Gene Ontology annotation, molecular function: endopeptidase inhibitor activity. Gene Ontology annotation, cellular component: extracellular region.